This is a messenger RNA of Pseudopodoces humilis (Tibetan ground-tit), 5110 nucleotides long. RefSeq names its product leucine rich repeat containing G protein-coupled receptor 5 (gene LGR5). Gene Ontology annotation, cellular component: plasma membrane. Gene Ontology annotation, molecular function: G protein-coupled peptide receptor activity; protein-hormone receptor activity; protein binding. The record is from RefSeq and is a predicted model, not a curated record. Lineage: Eukaryota; Metazoa; Chordata; Aves; Passeriformes; Paridae. Gene Ontology annotation, biological process: adenylate cyclase-activating G protein-coupled receptor signaling pathway; hormone-mediated signaling pathway; activation of adenylate cyclase activity.
AUGGCGACGACCCGCGCUGCCCGCGCCCUUCUCCUGCUGCUGCUGCUGCUGUGCCCGCCGGGGCUGCGGCGGGGGGCGCGGGGCGGCGGGCAGCGCCCGCGGGGCUGUCCGGCGCCGUGCCGCUGCGAGCUGGACGGAGUGCUGCUCCGCGCCGACUGCUCCGACCGCGGCCUCACCGCCGUGCCCGCCAACCUCAGCGUCUUCACCUCCUACCUUGAUCUCAGUAUGAACAACAUCACUAAGCUGCCCUCAAACCCUGUGCACAACCUCCGCUUCCUGGAAGAGCUACGUCUUGCAGGAAAUGGCUUGACAUACAUUCCUAAGGGAGCAUUUGCUGGCCUUUUCAGUCUUAAAGUGCUGAUGCUGCAGAAUAACCAGCUACGCCAGGUUCCUACCGAAGCACUCCAGAACCUGCGCAGCCUGCAGUCUCUGCGUCUGGAUGCCAACCACAUCAACUAUGUACCCCCCAACUGCUUCAAUGGCUUGGUCUCCCUUAGACACCUGUGGCUAGAUGAUAAUUCAUUGACAGAAAUUCCUGUCCAAGCUUUUAGGAGUUUACCAGCACUUCAGGCAAUGACAUUGGCACUGAAUAAAAUACAUUACAUACCAGACUAUGCCUUUGGAAACCUCUCCAGUCUGGUAGUUCUACAUCUCCAUAACAAUAGAAUCUAUUCCCUGGGAAAGAAAUGCUUUGAUGGGCUCCACAGCCUAGAGACAUUAGAUUUAAAUUACAACAGUCUGGAUGAGUUCCCCACUGCUAUCAGGACACUAACAAACCUAAAAGAACUGGGAUUUCAUAGCAAUAACAUCAAGUCAAUACCUGAGCGUGCAUUUGUGGGUAAUCCUUCACUUAUUACAAUACAUUUUUAUGAUAAUCCUAUCCAGCUCGUUGGAAAAUCUGCUUUUCAACAUUUACCAGAACUAAGAACUUUAACUUUAAAUGGUGCUUCACAGUUAACAGAGUUUCCUGAUCUGACAGGAACUACAAGUCUGGAGAGUUUGACACUCACAGGAGCACAGAUCACCUCUCUCCCCAAAUCAGCUUGUGACCAGUUACCUAAUCUCCAAGUGCUGGAUCUGUCUUAUAACCUGCUGGAAGAUUUACCCUGUUUUACUGCGUGCAAAAAACUCCAAAAAAUUGACUUGCAUCACAAUGAAAUCGCUGAAAUCAGAGCAGACACGUUUCGGCAGCUGGCUGCUCUUCGGUCUCUGGAUUUAGCUUGGAACAAAAUUAAAAUUAUUCACCCCAAUGCUUUCUCCUCUUUACCAUCUCUGAUCAAAUUGGAUGUGUCAUCCAACCUUUUGUCCUCUUUUCCUGUGACGGGGCUACAUGGUUUAACUCAUUUAAAAUUAACAGGAAAUCAUGCCCUACAAAGUUUGAUAACAUCUGAAAAUUUUCCAGAACUCAAGGUCAUGGAAAUGCCAUAUGCCUAUCAGUGCUGUGCCUUCGGAGCUUGUGAGAACCACUACAGAAUCUCCAGCCAAUGGAACAAAGAUGAUAAUAGCAGCAUUGAUGACUUACAUAGAAAGGAUGCUGGACUGUUACAAAUUCAAGAUGAACGUGAUUUUGAGGAUUUUUUCCUUGACUUUGAAGAAGAUUUGAAAUCUCAUCAUUCAGUGCAAUGCUCACCUUCUCCAGGUCCCUUCAAACCAUGUGACCAUCUGUUUGGUAGCUGGCUGAUCAGAAUUGGAGUGUGGACCAUAGUGGGUUUGACCUUUGUUUGCAAUGCACUGGUGUCCGCUACAGUUUUCAGAUCUCCAUUGUAUAUGUCCUCCAUAAAACUUUUGAUUGGUUUAAUAGCCAUUGUAAAUGCUCUGAUGGGUCUGGCCAGUGGCGUACUGGCUAGUGUGGAUGCAUCCACUUUUGGUAGCUUUGCUCAGUAUGGAGCACAAUGGGAAAGUGGAAUUGGUUGCCAAAUAACUGGUCUUCUCUCAAUUUUUGCAUCAGAGGCUUCUAUAUUACUCCUUACCCUAGCUGCACUUGAACGUGCGUUCUCUGUAAAGCAUGCUGCAAAGUUUGAAACAAAAUCCUCCAUUGCUAGCAUAAAAAUUGCCACUUCUUUUUGCUUUAUGUUGGCACUAAUCAUUGCAGUGAUUCCCCUUCUCACUGGAAGUGAGUAUGGAGUUUCUCCACUUUGUUUGCCGCUCCCGUUUGGAGAGUCCACUGCUAUGGGCUACAUGGUAGCCCUGGUAUUGCUGAACUCCCUUUGCUUUCUGGUAAUGACUGUUGCUUAUACAAAGCUCUACUGUAGUUUAGAAAAGGGAGAGCUAGACAACAUUUGGGAUUGCUCUAUGGUCAAACAUAUAGCCUUGCUACUUUUUACUAAUUGCAUUCUUUAUUGCCCUGUGGCCUUCUUAUCUUUUUCCUCCCUACUGAACCUCACUUUUAUCAGCCCAGAAGUGAUUAAGUCAAUACUUCUAGUGAUUGUCCCACUGCCAGCAUGUUUAAACCCACUGCUUUAUAUACUUUUCAAUCCACAUUUUAAGGAGGAUUUGGGAAGUCUGCGAAAGCAAACUUUGAUAUGGAGGAGAUCAAAACAUGCUAGUCUGAUCUCUGUGAAUUCAGAAGACAUAGAAAAGCAAUCUUGUGACUCAACACAGGCACUGGUAACCUUCACGAGUGCCAGCAUAUCAUAUGAUAUGCCCACCAGCAGUUCACUAAUGCCACCCUCUUAUCAAAUGACAGAAGGCUGCAAUAUUUCGUCAGUUGCAUUUGUUCCCUGUCACUAGUUGCAGAAACAGUACAAAAAAUACCUCUGUUUACAAAUUUUUUAAUCCCAAAAGUAAGUGUGGAUGUGUGCAUAUGGGUGUAGAGAAGUGCCUCUAAAUUAUUAUGACACACCUCUGAAAACAGACAACGACAAAACUUGCGGCAGGAUGAAAAUCCAAUACUUGAGCCUGCUCAGCCUGCUCCCGAAAUGCUGAGAUGAAGAGAGGAAAUUAAAGCUGCUGAAGUUUGUGCAGUUGUAUCAGCUGUUCUCAUUUAAAGUAGCACUACUCAGAAAGGGCACCAGUUUUGGUCAAGAACAAAAUAGCAUAUUAAAUUUGUAACAUUUUUUCAAAGUAUGACCUGAUGUUUUCAGGGGUUGGGUUAUUUUUUUCCUGUUUAUUGCAAUUUAAUAAUAGUUUUUCAGUGCCAUGAUUGUUUUUGUAAGCAUCUGUGCGUGGCCUUUGUUCAGCAAGAUAUGAAGAACAGAAGAGUAGUCCUGCUCAAGUCCUAAAGGCUUCUGCAGAACACCCUUUGAUGAAGUUCCAUGUUUGAUAAAGCUGAUUAAAUGGUUUAACUGGCAUUGGGUUUGGACUUUGGAAGUCAUUUAACUUGACAAAACAAUUUUAAUUUUAAUUGUCAGCAAAAGCUAGAAAAUUAACAUGAUGUGAAAGAAGAUAAUCAAAAUCCUGUUAAGCAUUUAAAAUGUAAUUGUAAAUGGCAAGGCAUUGUCACAUGGAUUUUUUUCUAAUGAGGUUCUGUACAAUUGGGUCCUGAAUUGCUUUCAUGCCAGUAGAAUUACUCCCAGAAUUACUGAUGAUAAAAUUGGCAGAUGACUCAUUUAAUUUGAAGGUGGAAAAUACUACAUGGAAAGUCAUCAAUAUAAAAAAAUGGCAUGCUGAGAACUAUUAAAGGACACCAAGGGCACUCAGACAGAAACAUUCAUUUAAGGUAAUUUGUCUAGGAACAAAAACUGUAAUCCUGCUCAUGACAUGGUCUCUGUCUCAUGAAACAGUGAUUUUAGAAAGCUGCUAAUUCAUAUUCACUAGUCAGUUGAAGAUUUACAGGUCACUGUGUCCUCUUGGAUAAGGAUUACCGAUAUUCUUAGCCAAGGCAAUACCAAGUAGGAUUGAAGUGGUUGUGUAAUUGUGUUCUUAGCACUGAUGCAAGCACUCCCAGGAUAUUUCAAACACUUACUGCAUUCACAUGUUGUAAAGAACAUUGUGAAAUUGGAAAGAAUAUGAAUAUCAUAAAUUUAAAAGAACUUAAGAAAUAAGUGAUUUAAUCAGAGUUUAUAAGUAGCUUUUUCUGGGAUACAGUAGUUUGAAGGCAGAGGACUACUCAUCUGAGAGGAGAAAAAUCUGGUAUAGUCAACUGGAAAUCGGCAUUAGGGAUAUGCAGCAUAGAAAUAAAGGUGAAAAUUGUUGAUAGAGAUGGUCAUUAGCUAGUGAAAUUAUUGUCACCAAAAAUCCUUAAAUUCAUAUUGGAUAUAUUGCCAAAAAAGAUACUGGAGCAGCUGAUGAAAGGCAGGGACUUCUGAUGGCUUUAGUUUAGGAAAAGACUUGAUUAGGUUAACAGAGGUCUCUGACUUUAAAUCUGUUAAUACUUUGCUGAAUAAAGGCAUGUAUGUUUACACAUCAGAAGCAUCCUAGUUAAAAGAAGAGACUUCAGGUCCUUGCCAAGUCUACUGUUAAGAUAUCUCAAACAGAGCCACCUAGAGUAUAAUUCUUUGACCUCGUCCAAGCCAUCAGGGGAUAUUCCAGUAUUCUUUCCUCAGAGUUGGCACCUUUUACUUAAGUAAGCUGAUUAUUCAAGACAGAAAAAUGCACAAAUUUACCUAUUUUUGUUGUUGUUAAAAAGAGCUCCCUGAGGAGUAACAUUUAAUAGCCCAGUUAAUGGCCACUCAACCUCCAGGUGAAUGAGACUAAUUUUUUAACAUUAGGAAGAUUAGGCUAGGCCCAGCAAUUAAGGUAAUCCAUUACAGAUGAUCUCUGUUGUUCAUCUGUUCCUGUACAUAAAACUUCCUGGGACUCCAAGGAUGGAUUUUCACAAUGAAGAAUUUGCUGCCAACAAUGCAUAUGCCUUAAUUUUCUUGUCCAUUCACACUGGCAUUUUUUUUAGUUUUGCAGUUACAGAUGGCAUCAGUUGACUUUGGCUGACAUGUUCAUCCUUCAGGGAAAAAAAAUGAAUCAGUUCUGAAAUUAUGUAUGAUAAAGUCAGCUGAGUACUUAUCUUAAUCCUUUAUCUGUUGUGGCUUUUGAAGCAGUGCAGCACACAGCUGCAGAAACGAUGCCUGAAACCAGUUUGGAUUAAACAGAGGAUCAGUCAACCAUUGCACAAUACCUAUUACCAUGUUUACUUAGCUUUAAUUUAACUGGGGUCCAUCUGUGCUGCUCUGCUUAA